Messenger RNA from Aspergillus campestris IBT 28561, 2796 nucleotides. Its product is annotated as putative small molecule transporter. Gene Ontology annotation, biological process: phosphate ion transport; cellular response to phosphate starvation. The record is from RefSeq and is a predicted model, not a curated record. The transcript has 5 exons. Gene Ontology annotation, molecular function: inositol hexakisphosphate binding. Bases 1 to 2796 code for a protein of 931 amino acids. Gene Ontology annotation, cellular component: plasma membrane; cytoplasm; Golgi apparatus. NCBI's taxonomy places the organism in Eukaryota, Fungi, Ascomycota, Eurotiomycetes, Eurotiales, Aspergillaceae.
AUGAAAUUUGCCAAGGAAUUGGACCAGGAACUCGUUCCGGAAUGGCGGGCGAAGUAUAUGGACUAUAAGACGGGGAAAAAGAAACUCAAAGCCAUCGCGCGAGCCCUGCAAAAAGCCAAUCGGAGUUCCAGCCACCCUUCCCUGCCCCAUGACGCGACACCGUCGUAUGGCAACGACCCGACGGCCCGUUCUCACCCUUCGUCAACCCCGUAUCAAGCCGCCAAGGAAUGGGAGGCUACCGAUCCGGCAUACAACCCGGCGGCGACGCCUGCCCGGAGCACCGGCCGCGUCUCCACGCCAGGACGGCGAACCGAGCGCCACCCGUUGCGGGUUCCCGGAUCGCGAUUCUCGGCCGUCCCGGGGACGUACGGCAGCAUCCUGGCAACGCCGCCCCAGCACAUUCCGUCGUCGGAUGUAGCUUCGUUCGAGCUCCCGGACCCGGCUAUCGAUCCGGCCGUCGACUCUCACGACCACCAAGUUUCUCCCAAAGAACACGGCCCCAACAAUGCGUCCCCGAGAAUGCCUUCCCCCUCCGUGUUGCGACACGACAGCACCAGAACCAUCCCGGGGGGGAUAGCCGGGCCAAGUCCUUCCCUCCGACGCACCGCCACGAACCCAACGGAGAAAGGGAAUCCGGGCCCGUCGACCACGAGAAAAUCUCAACUUUUGAAGCGAGUCUUCACCCAUCCGGAUUGGGAAUCGCCGGAAAAGCAGGCACAAGCAGGCGGUUCGAUGGGGGAGUAUGAGCGGCGGCAGGAUGAAUUUAUGGCCUUCCUGGAUGGCGAACUCGGCAAGAUCGAGUCGUUCUACCAGCUCAAAGAGGAAGAAUCCACGGCCCGUCUGGCCGUCCUUCGGAAGCAACUGCAUAUCAUGCGGGACCAGCGCAUCCAGGAGGUCCUGGGCAAGGCCCAGGCUCAACCGCAAGGCGACGACAAACCCCAGCCGACGGGGUUCGGUCACUUGGGCGGUCAGCGCAUCAAGGGCGCCUUCACAGGACGGCGGAUCGGGAAGAACUCCAAGGCGCUCGCGGGGCUGGCCACCCCGGCGGCCUUCCCGGCCCGAGACGCGGAGGGUGCUAUGAACCGCAGCGAUUUCAACCGCCGAGUGCCGAUAGAAUCGCCCAACACCGAGGUGUCCUACCGCUCGGCCAAACGCAAGCUGAAACACGCUCUGCAAGAAUACUACCGGGGCGUGGAGUUGCUGAAGGGCUAUGCCUACCUCAAUCGGACCGCCUUCCGGAAGAUCAACAAGAAGUACGACAAGGUCGUCGACGCUCGCCCCACCAUGCGCUACAUGUCUGAAAAGGUCAACAAGGCGUGGUUUGUGCAGAGUGAAGUGACGGAGAACCUUAUGACGGCCACGGAGGACCUCUACGCCCGCUAUUUUGAACGCGGGAACCGGAAGAUUGCCGCCUCCAAGUUGCGCCGCACGGUCAAGAAGACCUCUGACUACUCGCCCAACACCUUCCGCUCCGGCCUUCUCCUGAUGGCCGGCGUGCUGUUUGGGAUCCAGGGUUUGAUCUACGCCGGCCAGCACCUCAACCAUUCGGAUGCUACCAUCAAAAUGCAUACCAGUUAUCUCCUCCAGAUCUAUGGUGGCUAUUUCCUUAUCGUCUUUCAUUUCUUGUUAUUUUGUCUAGACUGUCUGGUCUGGACGAGAUCCAAAAUCAACUAUGUUUUUAUAUUCGAAUAUGACGCGCGAUAUGCCUUAGAUUGGCGGCAAUUGACAGAAUGGCGUCUCCUUCUCGCCGGAUUCUAUCCAGUGGAGUUUCGGGAUUUCUUCCUCGGGGACAUGUACUGUUCCCAGACCUAUAGCAUGGGGAAUAUUGAGCUCUUCUUUUGUCUCUACGCACACCAUUGGACGGAUUCCCUGGAGUGCAAUUCGUCCGAGUCCCGGCUCCUGGGAUUCUUCACGACCGUCCCAUCCAUCCUGAGAGCUCUGCAGUGCUUGCGCCGAUAUGCCGACACGAGGAAUAUCUUCCCGCACUUGCUCAAUUUUGGAAAGUACAUGUUUGGCGUCCUCUACUACGCGACCUUGAGCAUGUAUCGUAUCGACCGAGUAUCCCGGUUCGAGGCCCCGUUCAUCACAUUCGCCCUGCUAAACGCGGUAUAUGUCUCCGUCUGGGACCUCGCCAUGGAUUGGAGUCUGGGAAACCCGUACGCCAAGCACCCCCUUCUGCGCGAGGCGCUCGCAUUCCGGAGGGUGUGGGUCUACUAUGCGGCCAUGGCCCUUGAUGUGGUCGUCCGGUUCAACUGGAUAUUCUACGCCAUAUUUGCACACGACGUGCAGCAUUCCGCGGUCCUCAGUUUUGUCGUGUCGUUCUCCGAAAUCUGCCGCAGGGGCAUCUGGACGAUCUUCCGGGUGGAGAAUGAGCACUGCUCCAACGUCCUCCUGUUCCGUGCGUCGCGCGACAUCCCCCUUCCGUAUAAAAUUCCGUCCGCGCACGCUCCGCCGCACUUCCUCUCUGGAGAUAUGCAGCUGGAGGAGCAACCCCCCGCCGUGGUUGUCUCUUCUGCCGAUCCGGAGCAGGGCGCCCCGCCUACCCCCGGUGCUUCGAUGCGGGCGCGCAACAUCUCCCGCGUGGGCAGUCUGAUCACCUACGCGCACACGCAGGAUUUCCAGCGGAGAAAGCCGGCCGGCGCCGCGUCCCCUGCCGUUGCGGCCGGGGUUGAAGCGGCGGAGACGCCUGACGAUACGAGUGACGAGGAUGACGGCUCGGUUGUAUCGGGAGCAUAUAUAGACGCUGACCGUGCUAUUUCCGAAGAGCUCCCGUUUCGAGAUGCGGAGGUGGGGUGA